AUGGAUCUACAUCUUGCUGCUGAGCUUGGGAAGACAUUACUAGAUCGGAACACUGAGCUGGAAGAAUCUUUACAACAAAUGUAUGCAACCAAUCAAGAGCAACUACAGGAGAUAGAGUACCUUACAAAGCAAGUGGAACUCUUGCGCCAGAUGAAUGACCAGCAUGCAAAGGUCUAUGAACAACUGGAUGUUACAGCAAGAGAACUGGAAGAUGCAAAUCAAAAACUAGUUGCUGAGAGUAGAUCGUCACAGCAGAAGAUACUAAGCCUGACUGAGACUAUUGAAAGUCUGCAAACCCACAUUGAUGACCUCCAGAAACAAGUGGAAGAGUUGAAGAAAUCUGGACGAGGCCGUUUGAACCAUGACAGAGCUGAGCAGCCAAGAUCCAUGCAUAGCUUCUCAUGUUUGAAGGAGCUGUAUGACCUUCGCCAGUAUUUUGUUUAUGAUCAUGUUUUUGCAGAAAAAAUUGCCUCCAUGGAUAGUCAGUUAAGUCCCAUGGAAGAAGAAAACGAGAACUUGAAAAAGGCAAUGACGGUACUGCAGGCUCAACUUAACCUGGAAAAGGAAAAGAGAGUGACAAUGGAAGAAGAGUAUAGCCUUGUGAUAAAGGAAAACAGUGACCUUGAACAGAGGCUGGUUGAUAUAGAUUUAUAUCGGGCUCGGGCAGAAGAGCUUGAAAUGGAAGUUGCUGAAAUGAAGCAGAUACUUCAGUCUGAAAAUGCAUUGAAUAGUGUAGAGAAACUGGUUCCAGAAUCAUUUUUUAUCUCAUUGAGAGAGCCUUUAGAAAGGGAACUCAGUCAGAGCCUUUUAGAGGGAAUAGCUCUGGCUGUCCCAGAGCUUGACAAGGUAGCCCUAAAAAGAAGUAACAGUGAAACCUUUCUAAGCAGUGCUGCCAGUGGAGACAUUCUAAGGGGCCACGAGGAAACCUGUAUCAGGAGAGCAGAAGCUGUGAAGCAGCGAGGUAUCUCUGUGCUUAAUGAAGUUGAUGCUCAGUAUAAUGCUCUAAGAGUAAAGUAUGAGGAACUUCUGAAGAAAUGUCAAAUGGAUGAAGAUUCCUUGAAGCACAAAGCUGUACAGACAUCAAAACAGUAUUCAAAAGACACUAAUUUGGAGAACUCCCAGUUUGAUCUCUCAGUUAGUGAUAGAGAGUCUGCAAAUGUGGAACUGACAGGCUCCCCCACAAAUGCUCUUCCUGAAUAUAAAGCUCUUUUCAAGGAGAUUUUUAGCUGUAUCAAGAAAACCAAGCAAGAAAUAGAUGAACACAGAGCUAAAUAUAAAUCUCUGUCUUCUCAGCACUAACACUUUACAUGUUAUCAGUGCUUAUGAUCUAAUGACCAGUUAUCUGUAUUCCAGAAAGCAGGGCAGGGGGGUUUUAAAGGGGCCUUCAAGGGUUUUGUACAUACCUUGAUAUGUGCCACGUGUAGUUCUAGAAAUUGACCCCAUGUUCAAAAUUGACUUGUAAAUAUAUAUGAUGUUAAUCAGUCCAUUGUAUUGUGUGUGCAUAAUACCCCUGCCUAGCAAAGGAUUUAGUGUUAAUUGGUAGUCAUUAGCAGUCUUAAAGCAGGAAAUAUAGCUUAAUUUUCUUACUAGGUUUGGCCUCUUCAGAGCAGUAAUUGACAAUCUAGUUCACGCUGCCUAAUUUGUUACAGAAACCAGAGACCAAAGCAGCAUUUACUGCAUUAUUAUACUUUUCUACUGGAAACCUAGAGGUAAGCUUUCCCUGGGGGUCACAAGUGAGAGGUUCUGGACUGGACGUAGCCCUGUAGUUGUGUUUUGGGGUGUGCUUUUCUUCAUAAAAACAUACUGUUGUGGACAGUUGCUGUUUGAGUCUUGAUACUGAAGUUAGCUAUCAAGAUUGAUGCGUUUUCCCAAAGGAGUGAGAGAGCUGGCACAGCAGCCAAUUCUUCUCCUUGUUUAGGUUGGUACCUAGCUUUCACAUGCACUAAACUCACAGAUUACCACAAGAAUCUUUAUAUUUAAGGGAUUCCAUGUAAAGGUGGUUGGUUUUUGUUUUUUGUGGGUUUUUGUUUGUUUGUUUCUGUUGGACAGUUUAUUUUUUAGGGCAGUUUUGUCUUAAGCUAAGAUACUGUGAAUCAUGCACACUGCCUAGGACCUUACUGUUCCUUUACAAUUGUACACUUACUAAGUGCAUUUUUGUGCGGUUUUUUUAAAACUAUUUGAUCAGAUGGAAUGUUGCAAUUUUGUUUAAUCUUUGUGAUAACUUUGGUUUAUAGACCUCACUCUUCAACUUUCUAAGAGACAGGCUGGGUAAAUUGUUAAACACUUGCCUGUCACCUCUGAUAUCACUUUAGCUUGAGCUGGUGUAAACCUAUAUGUUAACAGCAGUAAAAAAUCCAACUUCUUUAGAAGAUCUGAAUAUAAUCACUAAGAACCAGGGCCAAGAAACAGUUAUCAUCUUAUACCUUACCUUUUUCCUCUUUCCACUUGAUAAAUUACUUCAAAAUAAGCUUUUUCAGCUUCUGAAAAUACAGAAUGUGGAUGAAUGCUUCUAGAGCUGCAUCAGGGAAUUGGAAGAGGAAAUGUAGAAAAUGAGCUGAGGAUUGGCAACUAGAUAAAUAUGUUUAAUCACCUUUCAGCACAGGUUGAGUGCUGUCAGCUGUUGGUAUGCAGGUCAAAUUUGUGAUCAUCUAUCUACUUGAAUUACCUAUGUAAACCAAACUAUUGCAAGGUGUUGACACUAAUUUUAUAGCUUUAGUUAUAAGUGCUGCUCCUAUUACAAACUUCUGUCUGCCUUUAUACCACAGGUUGGUGGGGUUUUGUUUGUUUUUAAAUAUAUAUGUGUGUCCAUUGGUUAUGAUAUUUAAAUUUCCACAACCCUAAAACUUGUAAGUUUUUAUUGUAUUAUAAACACCUAUUUAAAAAAAUGUGGAACUUAUGACUUUUUCUAAAAUGUAAAUAAAUCCAUC
Molecule: messenger RNA, 2927 nt
Organism: Alligator sinensis (Chinese alligator)
Lineage: Eukaryota; Metazoa; Chordata; Crocodylia; Alligatoridae
Gene: CDR2
Product: cerebellar degeneration related protein 2
Exons: 5
Coding region: 1-1299 (432 amino acids)
Source: RefSeq, a predicted model, not a curated record